CUGGCUCCAUCGUCACUGUCAUCGGGGUAUUCGUCUUUCGAAACUCUGGAGCCCCUGGACCUUAUUCAAGGUGGUCAGUCGUUCGUGGUCGUCCACAACUUCGACCCGAAUCUGCAUCUUCAGCCUCAGGCGCGUAACCUUCGGCCUUGGCUGAAGGUCGCUGCUGGCGAGGUGGGCUACCACUACAAGCUCGAUGGCGGCAAAGUCUGCAUGGUGAAAAUUCAUCGCGGCACGGAGGUUCUUCCAGGCAAGUGCAGUGCCUUGCCCAAAAGCUACCUCAAGUUUGGGGCACUUUGCCGCCCUGGCACGGAUUGGGAGACCAAGUUCGACGACGACGAGCUGGAGUCUUCCCAGAGCGGUGAUGCUGGCUCCUCCCCUCCUCAAGAAGAGCUGCGCCAAACCAUCCAGAGCCUCUGGAAGACCGCCUUGGAGAACAAGAAAGGCGUCGUCGAGGACACCGGCACGGGACCACAAGCAGAGGGGCAGUUCCCUGGACAGGAAGUUAAACUUCACGCCGAUGGUACCUGGAGAAGCGACCUUUGGUUGAUGUGGUACGAUUACAGGAAGGACAAGUUCAUUUACCAUGCUCGUCGAGCACUCCGGCCUUCGGGCAAUGGUAUUUUGCUCGUCAGCAACAACGACACCAGCAGAGUCGAGAUCCAGAUGACAGUCAACGAGCUCACGGUCCCCGAGUCACCCGAGCUGAUCAACGUCGUCAUUGAGGUCAACCGCAACAAGAAGACUGGCGAGUACGCACCUCAUCCUGCGGCUUACUACAGUCUGCCCACGGUUUUGCGCAACAAGGAGUACCAGAAGCUGAACUCCCUCGCCAUCAAGAUCGAUCGCCGCAACAAACAGACCGGCAAAUGGGAUUCUGCCUACUUACAGCGCGCCAAGCUUUGGACGCAGGAUUCCGAAGCCCAUCUGGACAUGGUCAAGCAAGGCAUGGUCCUGUUCAACAACCUCGAGCAAGCCGUCUACAGCAAUGGCCCCGAUUGGCUGCCCAAACUAGACGGUACCAGAGUUAUGGAAGUUGAGAGUGUGCACCUUUUCCAGGAGUACCGCGUUCGUCGAUUGCCCACUGUCGUUAGCACUUGGCCUCAAGACUUCACGGUGGACGAGUGCAGUCAAUAG
Molecule: messenger RNA, 1134 nt
Organism: Colletotrichum karsti
Lineage: Eukaryota; Fungi; Ascomycota; Sordariomycetes; Glomerellales; Glomerellaceae
Exons: 2
Source: RefSeq, a predicted model, not a curated record